Molecule: messenger RNA, 5530 nt
Organism: Hippocampus comes (tiger tail seahorse)
Lineage: Eukaryota; Metazoa; Chordata; Actinopteri; Syngnathiformes; Syngnathidae
Gene: mrc2
Product: mannose receptor, C-type 2
Exons: 28
Coding region: 302-5068 (1588 amino acids)
Source: RefSeq, a predicted model, not a curated record
GUUUGCUUUAUCAUGUAAUGUAGUGAAAAUCUUCACCUUUAUGACUGUAUUAUACUGCCCCCCGGAAGCAGUAUAAUCACAUCUACAGAGUAAUACGUUCACGUCAACGAUGAGACCAGUCUCCAUCUUGGACGAGGCAAGUACGUCAAAUUAUUCGAAACACCUCUCAUGCUGAUGUACGAUGUGACAAUCCUGCUGAAUAUAACAAUCUUAUUCCAAAAAUGAGUAUUCAUAUUUUCACAAAGUACAGUAGUUCAAUAAUUGGGUGUCAGCAAAUAGUGCGUGCAGGUCAGUGUACCUAAUGAAUUGUCCGGCGAGCUGCGGCUUCUCUGAGUGGCCACUGGGGGUCCCCAGGCUUUAUUUUGGGAAAAGCGCACACAGACAAACACGCACACACACACACGCAGUGUUGACGCAGCUCCAUUCAUCUGCUCGAGAAAGGGCAGCAGACGGUUCAAACUUAUUUGAGUGUAACAUUUGUGUCACUUUUCCACUCUUUUGUGUGCGUUUGCCCGUUCGCAUUCUCACACCAUUUCUUUGUGCGUGCGUGCGUGAGCGUGCGUGCGCGUGCGUGAGGGCUACAGCUGAGAGCAUGCACGGCGACGACGAGCGGCACCGAGAUUCAACAACGACGGCAACAAAAUGGACCGGUCGGCACCGAUUACUCCAGCGAUGCACUUUGUCUUCACUGCUGCUGCUGCUUUUGCUCGGCGUGGACGUGACGUGGAGCGCCACGGCGCCGCUGGACGCCAAUGACUUUGCCUUCUUCCACGAGGGCACCCGAGGGUGCCUGGGGGUGCGGGAGAGCUCCCUGGUGCUGUCCACGUCCUGCCGGGAGGCCGGCCAGCGUUGGAAGUGGGUGACCCGCGGUCGCCUCUUCAACCUGGGCUCCUCGCUGUGCCUGGGCGUGACCGCCGGCAACGAAACCGCCUCCGCCAGCUCCGGGCCGGGACGCACCCCUCUGAGCGUGUACACGUGCGACCGCCAGCCCUCUAAGGUGCGCUGGACGUGGAGCUGCGGUCAAGUGCUGGAGGACCUCAGAAACUACCUGCCCUGGCCCUCAUUCUCCAACGCGUCCGCGCCCUCCACGCCCUCCACAUCCAGUUCCAAAUGGAGCGUGCAUGGCGAAAAACAAGACCUGUGCGCCAAAACGUAUCGUGACAUCUACACGAUCCAAGGCAACUCGAACGGGCGCCCAUGCUACCUGCCUUUCCUUUACGACGGCCAGUGGUUUCAUAACUGCACCAGCAUCGGGCGCGAGGACGGCCACCUGUGGUGCGCCACCACCUACGACUACGCCCAAGACGAGCGCUGGGGCUUCUGUCCCGUCAACAGUGGCGGCUGUGAGACCUUCUGGGACACGGACCCACUCACGGACAGUUGCUACCAGUUCAACUUCCAGGCCUCGCUGUCGUGGAGGGAGGCCCGCGUCAGUUGCCAACAGCAAGGAGCCGACCUGCUCAGCGUCACCAAGCUGCACGAGCAGACCUACAUCAACGGCCUGUUGACCGGCUACAGCGCCGCCUUGUGGAUCGGCCUCAACGACCUGGACAUCAACGGCGGCUGGCAGUGGGCCGACUCAUCGCCACUUAAUUACCUCAACUGGGAGCAAGAGCAACCCAAUCACGAAGACGAGGAUAACUGCGUCGUGAUCAGGACCGAGUCGUCGGGUCGUUGGCAAAACCGCGCUUGUUCCGACGCUCUUCCUUACGUCUGCAAGAAAAGGCCCAACGCCACUCUGGAUCCUUUUACUACCGACUCGUGGGCGGACGAUGAGAAGUACGAGUGUGAAGUGGGCUGGCAGGCCUUCCAGGCGGGCUGCUACAAGCUGGUGCCGGAAAAAGGCGACUGGGACGCGGGGCUGAAGACGUGCCAGAAGAUGGACGCCAACCUGGUCAGCAUUCACACGCUGCCUGAGAUGGAGUUCAUCCUGCGCAACAUCAAGAAAGACACGGAGCAGCUGUGGCUCGGCCUCCACGACAUCGCCAUGCAGAUGGACUUCCACUGGAGCGACCACACGCCCGUCACCUUCACCUACUGGCACCCCUUCGAGCCCAACAACUUUCGCAACACUCAGGAAGACUGCGUGUCCAUGUGGGGAGCCGAGGGCCGCUGGGAUGACAGCCCGUGUAACCUGACUCUGCCCGCCAUCUGCAAAAAGGCCGCGACCAAGAGCGAAGGCAAACCUCAACAUCAAGACUGCAAACAGGGCUGGAAGUGGCACAGUCCAUCCUGCUACUGGGUGUCGGAGGAUCUGUUGACGUUCAGUGAGGCCAGGAAGUCGUGCGAGGAGAAUAAGGCGUCGCUCCUCACCAUUACCAACAGGUUUGAGCAGGCCUUCGCCAGCAAUCUGGUGUUCGGUCGUUCCGAUGAUUCCUUCUGGAUCGGCCUCCACGACCAGGGCAGCCCCGGCUCGUUCCACUGGCAGAGCGGGGACCGAGUAUCCUACACGAACUGGAACCGAGACCAGCCAGUCAGCGUACAAGGAGGCUGUGUCUCCAUGGCGACCGGCUUGGCAACCGGCCUGUGGGAGGUGAGGGAGUGCGCAUCGUGGAAGGCCAAAUACAUCUGCCGGCAGAACCAGGAUGCCACCCUGAGCCCCGAGCCCUCCUUGCCCGCCCCUCAGCCCACACCCAGCCUCAGUGGUUCCUGCCCCAACGGCUGGAAGAGCAACAGCAACCUGCGCCAUUGCUACAAGGUGUUUCACUGGUCGCAAAUGGAUCAGAAACUGAGCUGGCUGCAGGCUCACUUGUUCUGCCGCAAACAUGGCGCCGACCUUUUGAGCAUCGGAAGCCCCGACGAGGAGCACUUUGUUCUCCAAGUCCUGCAUGAGACCUUUGGGGAAUCUGAGGACCACGACCAGCACUGGUUUUGGAUCGGUCUGAACCGCAGGAACCCGAUGGAUAACGGCAGCUGGAAGUGGAGUGACGGGCUGGCUGUCACGUACCAGAACUUCGGGCGCUACUACUACAACGUCCGGCAGUGCGCCGCAGCAGACUUGGGCUCCAUGACCUGGCUGGCCAUGCAUUGUGACAAUCAACUGGACUGGAUUUGCAAAAUCCCUCGAGGCAGUGUUGAGAAGGAACCAGAGGCCGCUGAAGGCACCACUUCGCCCGAAUGGAUCGGCUUUCAGGAAGCCGAAUACAAGUUUUUUGACCACCGCACCACGUGGGACCAGGCCCAGAGAAUUUGCUCAUGGUUCGAUUCAUCGCUGGCCUCCGUUCAUUCGGCGCAGGAAGAGAAAUUCCUGUCCAGCACACUCAACCAGAUGGUCAAGGUGGAGGGCGAUAACUGGUGGCUGGGACUUCACACUUUCGACAACGACGGACGCUUCCGCUGGUCCGAUCACUCUGUGCUCAACUACGUGUCCUGGGCUGCCAACAGGCCACGCCCCCUCAGUCGCGACCGCAGAUGUGUGCACUUGAUUGCGAGCAAAGCAGAGUGGGCUGAGCAGAAGUGCCACUCUGACCUCCCGUACAUCUGCAAGAGGGUCAACGUCACCGGCACCGCCCCUCCGACGCCAUCGUCCCCGCACCUGCCAUCGGGCUGCCCCGAAGGUUGGUCCUCGUAUCGGCGCAAGUGUUUCAAAGUGUUUCAAAGGGAGCUGCCGUCCCAGAGGGCCACUUGGUCUGCAGCCAAAAUAAAAUGUGAGCUGCAAGGAGGCGUCCUGGCCGUGGUGUCCAAUCAUUUGGAGCAAGCCUUCGUCACCACCUUGCUGUCUAACGUCACCGUCGACCUGUGGCUCGGCCUCAGCUCUGACGCCAAAGGUCACUUCCAAUGGGCGCAGCCGGGCCUACUCAGCUACACCAACUGGGCUCCAGGACAGCCGGUCGACAACAACGGGCCGCAUCACGACAAGAACCCGGGAAACUGCGUCUCCGCGAUUCACGGCAACCCGCAGAAGCACAAGGGCAUGUGGGCCUCACGGGCCUGCGAGACGGAAAGCCUCGGCUACCUCUGUCAGAGGCAACAAGAUCCAGGUAUGCCCGCGGCGCCGACUCUGAUUCCCGCUUCCCUGUCCAAGCGCUUGGAGCUGGGUGGCAUCACGUACCAGGUGGUGCAGAAGCGACUGGACUGGACCGGUGCCCUGCACCUGUGUAACUCCUUGAACGGGACCUUGGCGGCGCCCAAAGAUGCCGUCCAGCAGGCCUACCUGACCUUGCUCAUCAACAGCUUGCGACUGCCGGCAUGGAUCGCACUUUACAACUUUGGGGACCGAAGCUACACCUGGCUGGGCGAGGAAGACUUGCCCUAUUCCAACUGGGUGGACGGGCAGCCCAAUCAGCUGUCAGGCUGCGGUCACAUGACCACCUCCGGCCUGUGGACCAUGACCCCCUGCCACGCCAAAUUGGAUGCUGCCAUCUGUCAAAUCAGUGAUGCGCCAGACACUCACCAGUGGCUCUACCCGGGAAGUUGCCCCCGCUCGGUGGGCGACUGGGCCUGGGUGUCCUUCAGAAACCACUGCUACGCCUUUAACCUGCAAAGACUCAAACUGCAGCAGGACGCACGCUUGUCCUGCCAGAAAGUCGGAGCCGAGCUUCUCUCCAUUCUGGACGAGACGGAGAACGCCUUUGUGUGGGAGCACAUUCAGAGCUUGGCCGAGCAGGCCCACGGAGCUUGGCUGGGAGUCAGCGUCAAAGGCCGAGGUCUGGUGUGGGGCGAGGAAACGCAGAUGUCGUACACCAACUGGGAGUCUCACGACGUGGCCUUCUCCGUGCUCUCCCCCAACUCCUGCUUCUGGAUCCAGAGCAACAGCGGCCUGUGGAAGCCCGGAUCGUGCCGGAACCGAACGCACGGCGUCAUCUGCAAGCGGCCGAGAAUCAUCGAGUCCUCCAACGAUUUGCUGAGUGGCGACCACCUGCCCACGCUAAUUGUGGUGCUGGUGACGGGCGUGGUGCUGGUGGCACUGAUCGUGGGCGUCAUCUACCUGUACCGGCGGCGCGGCGGGGUGGGUGUGCGGGGGUCCUACGACGGCGCCCGCUACAGUCGCACGCAUUCGGGGCAGGGCGAGCAGGUGGAGAAGAACAUCCUGGUAUCGGACAUGGAGCUCAACGAGCAGCCCGAGUAGUCCCGCGACACUUCAGACUGGGCCAGACUGCAGCGGAAACCUUGAUUUUGUUGAAGCCAAAAAUAAACUUGAGAAAAAGAAUCCCCCUAAAAGUGAAAGGCUGUGUAGAGCGCAGCAGCAUCUCAAUUUUAAAGGCGACAUGCAAUACUCACAAAAAAAAAAAGUUUGGGAUAUUUGGCUUUUGGGUGAAAUUUAUGGAAAAUGGCAAAAGUUCACCACAACAACACAACAACAACAACAAAAAAGUCUCAAUAACUCGUCGUGUGCCCUUGAGCAUCAAUUACAGCCCUCCGGUCGUUGAGGUUCUGAGGGUGCUGAGUUUCGAGCCACAACACGGCGACUUUUUGUGAGUAGUGCAUGAUGCUUUUUUUUUUUUUUUUUUUUUUAAACUGUUCCCAAGUGUGUCUGUGACAUGCUUUCCUCAAAAUACACCAAGGAUUAACAAUUACAGCACACUUUUUA